AUGUUAUCAAUAAUAUCAUUAUUACCCCUGUCCUCAUAUGCCAAGACAGAGGACAAACUGUUCAAACACCUCUUCAGAAAUUACCACAAAUGGGUGAGGCCAGUGGAGCACCUCAAUGGGACAGUGAGAGUCAAAUUUGGGCUGGCAAUCUCCCAGUUGGUGGAUGUGGAUGAGAAGAACCAGCUCAUGACAACAAACGUGUGGAUGAAACAGGAAUGGGUGGACAUGAAGCUGAGGUGGGACCCGGACCAGUACCAGGGCAUCACUGCGAUCAGAGUGCCUUCUGACUCCAUCUGGAUCCCCGAUAUCGUUCUGUUCGACAAUGCAGAUGGACGUUUCGAGGGCACUGUGACGAAGGCUGUAGUCAAAUAUGACGGCACAAUAUCCUGGACCCCUCCAGCCAAUUACAAGUCGGCUUGCACGAUUGACGUCACCUUCUUCCCCUUUGACCUCCAGAACUGCUCAAUGAAGUUUGGUUCCUGGACCUAUGACGGCUCUCAGGUGGACAUUCUCCUGGAAGACUUUCAUGUGGACAAGCGUGAUUACUUCGAUAACGGGGAAUGGGAGAUCGUGACCGCCACAGGCAGUCGAGGCCUGAGGACGGAUGGCUCCUGCUUCUACCCCUCCAUCACGUACUCCUUCAUCAUCCGUAGGCUCCCGCUCUUCUACACCCUCUUCCUCAUCAUCCCCUGCAUCGGCCUCUCCUUCCUCACUAUCCUGGUCUUCUACCUGCCCUCCAACGGCGGGGAGAAGAUCACCCUCUGCACCUCCGUCCUGGUGUCCCUCACGGUUUUCCUCCUGGUGAUCGAGGAGAUCAUCCCCUCCUCCUCUAAGGUGAUCCCACUGAUCGGGGAGUACCUGGUGUUCACCAUGAUCUUCGUCACCCUCUCCAUCGUCAUCACCGUCUUCGCCAUAAACAUCCACCACCGCUCCUCGGCCACGCAUCACAGCAUGGCGCCCUGGGUCCGCCGCGUCUUCCUCCACCGGUUACCCAAGCUGCUGUGCAUGCGCAGCCACGUGGACCGCUACGCGGUGCCCGGGGGGUCAGGCGGAGGUCACAGGGCAGGAGCUGGCAAGGACACGAGAGGCUCCGGUUUGGAGACGACCCCUCUCCUCUCAUCCAGGAACAACCUGCAGGCAGCACUGGAGUCCAUCCGCUAUAUCACCCAGCACGUGCUGAAGGAGAACAAGGUCCGAGAGGUUGUACAGGACUGGAAGUUUGUGGCACAGGUGCUGGACCGUGUGUUUCUGUGGACCUUUCUCCUGGUCUCAGUCUUGGGCUCAGCCCUGCUCUUCAUCCCUGUGAUCUACAAGUGGGCCAACAUCAUCGUCCCCAGCUAUGCUGGCGCAGGAAGCUAAUUCCUUUCAUGAUGGACUAUGACACGACAGGCAUGGAUUUUAUAUACACUGCCAGUGAAUUCAGCAGCAGUGAUGGACAAUAUAUACAUCACACCGGACAACUGCAGGCCUGCCCAGAGACGGAGGGCACUUUUUAAACUCCAAAGGCACUUCACUGGUCACAUUGGUUUGGAAAAACACAUACACAUUUUCUUCAUUGUAUUUUAUAAAUGUUUGACAGGGGGAAAUGCUUUAGUGUUGAAAAUAGCAUGCAGAGCCC
Molecule: messenger RNA, 1618 nt
Organism: Conger conger (European conger)
Lineage: Eukaryota; Metazoa; Chordata; Actinopteri; Anguilliformes; Congridae
Gene: chrna5
Product: cholinergic receptor, nicotinic, alpha 5
Exons: 7
Coding region: 1-1359 (452 amino acids)
Biological process (GO): chemical synaptic transmission; monoatomic ion transmembrane transport; signal transduction
Cellular component (GO): synapse; neuron projection; postsynaptic membrane
Molecular function (GO): acetylcholine-gated monoatomic cation-selective channel activity; transmembrane signaling receptor activity
Source: RefSeq, a predicted model, not a curated record